GAAAGCAUUUGGGGUCGCCGGCGCGGCCCCUCCGGGGGUAAGCGUUCAGGACUUGACCACACAGUCUCCCGGGAUCCCACAGGAUUAUAAAGCAACUCUCAAAGAGGGGGCAGUUUAGAAGACCCACCGUCAGGAUGGCUAGCAUGUGGAGGCUGCCGAUCUGGACUCUACUAGCUCUGCAUCGGAUCUACUUGGCCAGAGCCCAAGAUGAUGUACCACCGUACUUCAAGACGGAGCCGGUGCGCACGCAGGUACAUCUGGAGGGGAACCGCCUGGUGCUCACGUGCAUGGCUGAGGGCAGCUGGCCUCUGGAGUUCAAGUGGCUGCACAACAACCGGGAGCUGACCAGGUUCUCACUGGAGUACAGCCUCCUGGAGAUUCACUCCAACCUGGCCAUCACUUUGGGCAUCUGA
Messenger RNA from Acomys russatus (golden spiny mouse), 413 nucleotides. Its product is annotated as protein sidekick-2-like. Bases 135 to 413 code for a protein of 92 amino acids. NCBI's taxonomy places the organism in Eukaryota, Metazoa, Chordata, Mammalia, Rodentia, Muridae. The transcript has 3 exons. The record is from RefSeq and is a predicted model, not a curated record.